CGAGGCGAGGCGAGGUGAGGUGAGGUGAGGUGGCCCCCACGACGACAGCGGCAGCUACUACUACUGCAGCUAAGGUCAAACCGCGCACGCUCGACGAUCGAUCCAUAUCGAGUCGAUUAAACCUCUCUCUCCCUUCGCAUCCUUGCAUUUGCACGCCUCUCACAGUGCAGUCUCCUGACUUUGUUCCUAAUCAAUUUUGCACGCCCGCGCUCGCUCAUCCACUUUUAAUUGCAGCCGCGGCUCGAUCCUUCUCGUGAUAUAUCCUCGAUCGGCGCGGCGUUCAUUGCACCAUCAUGCCAUCGCAACAAGAAGCGUCUGCAGCAGCGCCAGACCCCAGACAAGCUACGGUGCUGUAUAAGAUCUUGCUGCCAUCCGAGGCCGAGCAGCUGCCGUCGAUCAAGUGGUCGGGCACGCAGCUGGAUCAAAAAGAUGGCUUCUUGCAUUUCUCAUCCAAGCAUCAACUGCCAGGCACCUUGUCGCGCUUCUUUGCGCACGUCGAAGAGGUCGUCAUCUGCGCCUUGCCGUUGAGCACGCUUGCGCUGGGCGAAGCAGCAGCAGAGGACCGGCCGCGCCGCACUUUGCAAUACGACCAAUCGCACGGUCAAUUCUUUGGACACAUUUAUGGCAUGAUCGACCCCGAGACACACCUUGUUUGGCGUCGCACCUACAGAAGCGCGGCGGGCGGGUGGGAUAGCGUGGAUGUGUCUGACCUCACUUUCUGAGACGCCAUGAAACGAUUCACAAUUGCGAUUGCGAUCACCCAGCAGGUCAGCCAGGCCACGACAUGCCAUGACACGCACAAAUGGGCCUCGAGCAACCACCUGCGACGUUGAGUGCAUGGCGGUGACAUGAGACCUCGUGAAAGUGUGAUUUGCCAGUCUUCGUUACACAGGCAUCCUUUGCCUAAUGUUGUGUCCAGCAGACCACGCUUGCGCGCGCCGCACCUCCACGAUCGUCGUGGUAAGCGUAAUCUUAUGUGUGCAGAC
This is a messenger RNA of Ceraceosorus guamensis, 986 nucleotides long. RefSeq lists its product as hypothetical. The record is from RefSeq and is a predicted model, not a curated record. Bases 294 to 722 code for a protein of 142 amino acids. NCBI's taxonomy places the organism in Eukaryota, Fungi, Basidiomycota, Exobasidiomycetes, Ceraceosorales, Ceraceosoraceae. The transcript is spliced from 3 exons.